This is a messenger RNA of Hypanus sabinus (Atlantic stingray), 3457 nucleotides long. RefSeq names its product ERBB receptor feedback inhibitor 1-like. Gene Ontology annotation, cellular component: extrinsic component of cytoplasmic side of plasma membrane. Gene Ontology annotation, biological process: negative regulation of epidermal growth factor receptor signaling pathway; regulation of keratinocyte differentiation. Bases 242 to 1492 code for a protein of 416 amino acids. The record is from RefSeq and is a predicted model, not a curated record. The transcript is spliced from 4 exons. Lineage: Eukaryota; Metazoa; Chordata; Chondrichthyes; Myliobatiformes; Dasyatidae.
AGCAAACUGCGGGGCAUAUUGCAACAGAGAUACAUUUAAUUUGAGUGAGGAACCAGAGCGAGUGAAAGAUAGAAUGCAGUCUGCAGAAAUGUUGAUGUAUUCACUGCUGCACUGAGCCGGAACGAUUGGAGAAUUUACGCCGGAUUUCCUGCCCCACCAGGAGGUAGGAAUGCAAGACUCUUGUCAACUUGAAGACAGCACACAGACUUUAAAGGAUUGGUAUCUUUCCUAAAUUGCCAAGAUGUCAAGUGCUGGACUAGCAGCACAGGAGAUCCGUAGUCCGCUGAGUAACUGCUUCAUGCAUAGUCCUCAUGGUGUCAUCGGCAACAAGAGCUGCUGGAAUCAGUCAAGUACCUUGGACAACCUCUACUUUGCUGAAGCCACAGCCGUGACCUGUGCUUUGAAUGCUGCUCCCCACAAACAGUCCUACAUUGUACCUUCAACCAACAGACAAGAAGCAGGGCCACUUGGACUGAAUAGAGACUGCUGUUUUGGAAGCUGCCUCAGAUCAUCCUUCCACAAGGUACAGCAUCCACCUCUGAAAAUGCAAAACUGCGAGGAGUCUUUAGUACAGUUGGAGAAGGGUCAGCUGUUGUCUCAGUUUAAUAAACUCUCAGUGAACAGUAAUAUGCUGCCACAACCUCAGACACCAGUAAGGGGAGCAACUGCACCAAUUAACAUCGGAUGCUCCAGUGACCGAAGCUCUAAGCCACUUCCGCCGCUGCCUUUCUCGGGCGAUGUGUCCUUCGAUGACGUGGACAGUGAGGUCGAGUCCAUCACGAACUCAGAAACUGACUUGCUCCUGCAGGACUACAGACCACUAAGCUUCAGGUACGGGGCUCCAAGCAGAAGGAGCUUCCGUGGGUGCGGGCAAACCAACUAUGCUUACUCUGAGAGCGUUGGUCAGAGUCGAGUGCCAGAGAGUUCCCACGUUAUAAAGGACACUAAAAUGGAAAAUAAAGAGGUCACUGAACAUCGUGCUCGCCCCCACCGCAAAUUGCGACGUUCGCAUUCGGGCCCAGCUGGAUCCUACAACAAGCCCACCAUAUUGAAAAAUGCAAACUGCCUAUCAAGUUCCUCGCCAGAUUCCACUGAAGUGAAGCCUGAGAUCCCCCCUCGAGUGCCCAUACCCCCACGCCCGGUGAAUCAUGACUACAGGAGAUGGUCUGCUGAGGUGAUGCACUGCGACGAGGACAAACCGCCAAAAGUUCCACCACGAGAGCCCUUGUCCAGAAGCAAUUCGCGCACCCCAAGCCCCAAAAGUCUCCCAGCCUACCUCAAUGGGGUGAUGCCCCCAACACGAAGCUUUGCACCCGAUCCCAAAUACGUCAGCAACAAAGUCCUCCAGAGGCAGGCGAGUGACGGGGCAACCUUGCGGGUACCGUGCAUUUUACCGAUCAUUGAAGAUGGGAAGAAGGUGAGCUCCACGCAUUACUACCUGCUUCCCGAGAGACAAAUUUCAGAAGUAAUUUGUGGAAGCCCAGGCCUCUGAGGGAUCAACUGAUUGCACAACGCAACGCUUCAAGACAUUUGCAGUCACCAAACCGGAGAUGGGAAAGCAGAAACUUGUUUCCAAUGUAAACUCUUCUUAGUUGCAACAAAGAAAAAGUGGCAAAGAAUAAUCCCAGUCUUAUUGAGGCUCCUGGCUUGCAGGAUCCACAGGAAAAACUAACAUCAUUGCGGAAUGUGAUCCCAAAACCUCAGCUAAAUUCCAUACAUUACAUAAGUAUAUGUGGAAUAUGACUUAACUAUUAUCUAUAAAAUGGAAGACCUUGAACAAUCCACAGUGAACAGGAUGCCUACUUUGGUUUUUGCUUUUAGACUUUUGUGACCUUUUCAUCAGGAUGUCUCUGUUGUUUUUAUUGCACUUUAUCUACUUCUGGAACUUUGCAAUGAACAGUGAACUAGACUUUGGGCAUGGCCACAAUGCCCUUUGAUAUUCUGGCAGGUGCAUUGUCUGUAUUGGCCCAUCAUUAACCAGGAACCUUGCAGAAAACUAAUACAGAAAAUAUUAGUUUCUCUGGCCAAAACUUCUUUACAUAACUGUUCGGAGACCCUUUUGGUUGAGAAACUGGCAAUUGUUACAGGGCAGUGUACAAGCAAUUAUGCUUGGUGUCAAUUCAGCUCAGGGAUGCUUAAUGAAGGUCACCUCUUACUUAAUGGCUAUUUAAGUGAAAAAGUAUUAUGUUCAAGUGAAGGGAAAGAAUUAAAAGACUUCUUAAAAACACACAACUGCCACAAAUUAAUGUUUCUGCCUCUCUUUCCCCAUCCAUUCAGUGAUUUGCAGCAUUGUGUUAAAUGAUAGAGAAUCCCAAAGUUCGGAACGAGGGGAGUGGGUAUUCCAUUUUUCCCAGAAGGUUAGCAAUCUGCGUGCUGCUGUUUCUCCUCCGUUCCCUCCUAAUUUUUUUUUAAAGUGACCUCAAAUGAGGUUGGGGGAAGGAAGGAGGGUAUGUUGAGGGUGGGGGCUGCUGGUGGGAAGGUUUUCUACACAUCAUUCAUCAUUCUCUGCAUAUCAACACUGGAAGCUUGCCUGUUCUACCACGUUCAAGUACAAUGCACAAUCUGAUUUUUCACUUACUUUUUUAAAGUGUAGAUGACCAAUGGCAGUUAACAGGAGCUGUUGUAGUCAAGACCCUGUUGGCAAUAAGACUACAGAGGUGUAGUUUUGACCAGCUCCCCUCUGAUAUCAUGUAUGAAUACCCUUUCUUGGUGAUGAUGUAAAAUUAAUCAUGAAAGGCAUGAGUACUGCCCAAACCUGCCACUUUAUACAUCGUGUGUCUGUGUUCAAACACUGGAUUUCAAGCCAGACCCUCAAAGGUCCAUGACAGCCACCUUCCAGGGGCUCUUGCUACCCAAAAUGUUUAUGGAGAGACACAAUUUCUAUCAGUAUGCCCCUUAGUGAUUCAAGCCUUGGACCAUUACAAUCUGGUACUUCGCAUCACUUUAUCGCCUGGAUUUGGGGGGUGGGGGGGGGGUGGGAGGAUGAAGGAGAAGCAAGAAAACUCUCUGGCUGACAGAGCCUUCCUAUCUCGACACACCUCCCUGCUGAAAACCAGUGAGAAGAAAGGAAACUUCAAUUGGAGUUUAAAAGAACAUUCUCCCUCCUCCCCAUGUAUGACUAUGAGCAUAUUGAGGGAAAUGGUGGCAAAAAAACAGCUUGUGUUUUAAACUUAUAGACUGAGUAAAGGGAGGCAUAGUAAGAGGUUCAGUACUAACCUACAAGCUAGUUUACAUGGUUUUGGACUGGACUAGGAACCUAUAUGAAGAAUCAUGCAGGUACUCGUUUGGAAAGUUUUUUGUCAGAAAUCAAUUAACUGUAUGUAACAUAAAUGAAGGUCUAUAUUUCUGCUCUUGUAUAUUCACUGGCUGUAACAUAUUUUGUUUCUAUAAUAUUUGUUGGAAAGCUCCAGAACAAUGUUUCUGUGGGUCUGUGCAGUAUUAUUAUAUAUAUUUAAAC